UUUCGUUCGUUGUUGUUGUCGUUGGUUGGCUGGCGGCUAGAAAAAUAUAUGCGUCGGUAUUUCAAUAAUAAUGAAAACAAAAGUUAAAACAAAUAAAACCCAAAAAACAACCGCUAGGUUUGGGUUGAGAGGGAAAGAGAGGGAGCGAGAGAGAGUGAGAUGCUAUCGAACGGUGACUGCAAGAAAAUGACAUUUUACAGUUGCCCCUUCUACACUCACCUGUUUCUUGGGGAGUGUUGAUUACUUGGUUGCGUUGGUAACCAUUCAUCGAAAAGUCUAGAAAACUUAACUGUUAUUAUAACAAGAUCGUGUUAGAACCGUUAAAAUUACACUCAAAAUUAGCUUAUUAUUUCUUAUAUUUAUAAUUACAACAAGUAUGUAUAACCAUUUACAACUUGCCAAAAGAAAAGCAUUUGUUUUAAAUUUUCUGGUCAAGACAAGCGCAUUGGCUGUUGUAUAUAAAUUUUGACAAAAGAAAGACUUCGGUUUAAACCAAUUUUGGCAAGGCGGCGGCCAUAAGGUGAUGACCACUCGACGCGACGACAUGGCAGCAUGGAGUAUUAUUUCCGGCUCGCAGGUGCAUCUUCAUCGCUUAACCCUUCUGCUGAUCUUCGUGAUUCCGCUGGCCGCGGGAUUCGGCAACGAGUAUGUCCACAUCAAGGUGCACGUGCCCAAGGAUGAGUCGCCGGUGGAGGAGUUGCCGGCGCACAAGGUGAUCCACCACUACCACCACCAUCCGCAUCCGCACCAGUUGCUCCGGAAUCGCGGUCGACCUCGUCCGAAACCAAGUCCUCUUCUGGAGAGCGUAAUCCUCUCGGAUCUGGACAAGCCCCUGCAUAUGAGUGAGCAUGCGGAUUACCUGAAUCACGCCAAGGCGCUGGCCGAUCAUCUCGCGGAGACCUACGCCAAGAAGCCACCUCCUCCGCCACCGCCACCACAAAAGAAGGUCAAUACCUACACCAUCAUCGAGGAGAAGCAUCGUCCACUUAGUCACGACUACGAGGAGCACCAGGAUCACAGUGUGGAAACUUACAGGGUGAUUGAGUCGCGACCCAAGCACCAUCAUCACCAUCACCACCAUCCCGUGGAGGAGGAGGAGGACGAGGACGUCGGCUACCACUAUCCAUCGGGCGGAAAGCACCAUCACUACUCGCAGGGAAUCGGUGCCUAUGCCGAACCAGCUCCCGUGGAGGAGCACUUGGACCCGGAGCCGGAAUCGGGCUACAAUUACUCCCCGCCCAGUCACUCCUACAUCCCCUCCAGCCACAGUCAAGCGCACCGCAGUUCCAAGUCCAACAGAGCACCGGCUUACACGCUGGAAGCUCCGCAAGAGUCCUCCUAUGGAUACGAUUACUCCAGGCCCUCGAGCUCGGGAAGUAGCAGCGACUUUAGGCCCUCCGUUCAGGUGCCAUCCAGUGAUGCCUACGGCGAGGAGGAGGAGCCGGCGGACACCUAUGGAGCACCACUUCCUCCUCCUCCUCCCUCGUACACAAAGCGCCGUCGUCCAACAUCCGUGGUGGAUUGGCCCGAAACCAAGGGAUUCAACAGUGCCGCCGCGGAAACGUACAGCGGUGUGGAUAGCUACAAUGUGGGUCAUGUCCAGGGCUACGGGUCCGCAUCCAGUGGCUACCAGUACAGUGGACCCUAUCUGUAGGUGGACCAGCACCUCGCCUAAUCUAAGAUCUAUUUAUUGCCUUUUUUUUUUAAUAAUUUGUUAAGUCGAUAAAAUCAGCUUUUAAGAUGAAAUGAUAAAUAUUUUUAUUUAUUUAUUUAUUAAAAUUAGAACUAGUAUGCAAUACUAAACCUAAUGAA
Drosophila ficusphila is the source of this 1812-nucleotide messenger RNA. Its product is annotated as atrophin-1. NCBI's taxonomy places the organism in Eukaryota, Metazoa, Arthropoda, Insecta, Diptera, Drosophilidae. The record is from RefSeq and is a predicted model, not a curated record.